GGGUCAUAGUUUACGCCUGCGGCCCGGUCGGGAGGAGGAGGCGGCGGCAGUGAGGAGAUUGAUCCAUGUGGAGCGGGAGCGGUAGCGCGAGAACACCAGAGCUACGACCGUUGAGAUCUCGAAGCGAGGCCGCGUGGACUCCAACUGCCUCAACAUGAAGGGUAGCCGGAUUGAGCUGGGAGAUGUGACACCACACAACAUUAAACAGCUGAAACGGUUGAACCAGGUCAUCUUUCCCGUCAGCUACAAUGAUAAAUUCUACAAAGAUGUGCUAGAGGUUGGAGAGCUUGCUAAACUUGCAUACUUCAAUGACAUAGCAGUGGGUGCAGUUUGCUGUAGAGUGGAUCACUCUCAAAAUCAGAAGAGGCUUUAUAUCAUGACCCUAGGGUGCCUGGCUCCAUACCGUCGACUUGGAAUAGGGACAAAAAUGUUGAACCAUGUUUUAAACAUAUGUGAAAAAGAAGGUACCUUUGAUAACAUCUAUUUGCAUGUUCAGAUCAGCAAUGAAUCUGCCAUCGAUUUUUACAGGAAGUUUGGAUUUGAAAUUAUAGAAACAAAAAAGAAUUAUUAUAAGAGAAUAGAACCAGCGGAUGCACAUGUGCUUCAGAAAAAUCUCAAAAGCUCCUCCCCUGGUCAGAGCCCCAUUGUCCAGAAAGCUGAUUAAACAUACCACACCAAGACUUUAACAGAUGACCAGUGCUAGAAUCCAGUGGCACCAUGGUUACGACUUUCUUAAGAAAAAAUGUAAACUUAUUAUUCAAAGGUUGCAUUUAUUUUGCAGGUGAAGUUCUUUGAAAUUUUACUGGCUAUUUUUUUUUCAUAUUAGUUAUUCAACCAAAAAGAGACUGACAAAAUUACCAUUGUCCUAAUGAUUGCCAACGUUAGCCUAUACACCAUUUGCAUAAUAUGGUGAAAAAGUUAACAAGCAAAAAUUUCAACAGAUUCUUUUUCCAUAAUUUAAGCAUAAAUUAUUUUUAUCUGAGUAUCAAUUCGGUUUUAAAGGGUAAACAAGGCUUCACCACCAUCAGAGAACUAUUGAUGACAACAUGCAUACAAUUUAAAUGACUUUGAAGAAAAUUUUCUGCACUGCAUUAUUGCAGUCAAUAAAACACUUUUGAAAAGAGAUGUUUCUAAUCAAAAAUAAAAAACACUGCACUGACUAAUUUGUCAAUGAUUUGCUUUAAGCAAAUUGUUGACACAGUUGUGUUCAAGUGGUUUUUUCCAUUGCCUUUCACUUGUUAUCUGGUCUUGCCCUUUGUGGCACUAGAGUUCUUGUGUUUUAAAAAAAGUUACCUGCAAAUGGCCCCAUUGGAUGAGUUAUCUGACAAAUAACUAUUGUUUUAAGAGGGCAAGCAUUUACAUCUUUGUUUUUCAGCUGUGAUGUUUUUUUUGACAAAUACAUUUCUGUAAUAGUGCUACCCAUGCACAUUGUCCACUACACAUCUGUUUUUUCAGUAACUUUAAAUGUUACAGGAACAGCAAUUGAUUGUGGGUAUAGCUAAGUGGCUGAUAGCUGAUUAUCCUGCCUAUACAGUGGUUCAGGUCUCACUUAAUGAAAAACAGUGAUAAAAUCUAAGGAAUAAAUGAUGUUUUGUCUCUGAAAUGUUAUGUCACAAAGUCCAUGAUGACCUCAUGGAAAUAAAACUAGAAGGAUCUGCCCUUUCCUUAUAGGGAAAAUGCAAGGUUUUUUUUUUUUUUUUAAGAACUAUUGGUGCUUGCAGUUUUCUCUUAACAUCUUUUGGUUUAUAAGGAGUGUUGUAUUGCAGUGCUAUAUUUUAGUUGUUAACCGAGUGCCAAGCACUAUUCAACCACAUAUAGGAAUGGGGUUUACACAGAUUAGGACAUUUCUAAAAGGAGAUAUUUUUUUGCUUAGCGUGCCAUAUUAGUUUAACCAGGCCACUGAUCAACUUCAGGUUACAUGGAUUCAAAAGCCAUUACAGCAGUGUUGAUAAUAAGUGAAUUUGUUAUGCAAGGAAGCAUUUUUCUACUGUAGGAAGCCCACUCACUCAAAGCAAACUUUCAAUUCAGUUCAAGUGUUACAGAUUUCAAAAGACUUGGAAAAAUGCUGCAAAGAUAAUAAGUAACAAAACUUGGUUUAUAUUCAAAGUACCCUACACAAAUUCGAUCAUAAAAGGGCUAAGUUAAGUAACUCCUAUUGCUGUGGUCUCCUUUUGAAUGAUUUUUUAUAUAGCCUAACCAAACUAAGCACACACAAUAAUGUGUGUGAGGUGAUCUAAUCAUUGGAUGUGGAAGACUCAUUCAUGGACCAGCAGUUGCACAGUUUAUGGUUAAACUCCUGUACCAUUUAAAUGUUCUAAAGAUGGAAUAGCUCUUUGCAAUCUUUGGUGUGAUGUUCUCUUCCCCAUUGUAAUUAAAGCAUGAAGUUUUUUUUGUUUUUUUGUUUUUUUUUUUUUCUUGAAAGAAUUUUAUCUUUUUCUGGAGCUCUAUAAUAUAAAACUUUUUAACUUCUAAAUAAAUGAAUACUAUUUGCAUUAUA
This is a messenger RNA of Polypterus senegalus (gray bichir), 2497 nucleotides long. It is a transcript of the gene naa50, whose product is annotated as N-alpha-acetyltransferase 50, NatE catalytic subunit. Gene Ontology annotation, biological process: mitotic sister chromatid cohesion. The coding region runs from base 155 to 664 and encodes 169 amino acids. Gene Ontology annotation, cellular component: NatA complex. Gene Ontology annotation, molecular function: acyltransferase activity, transferring groups other than amino-acyl groups. The transcript has 5 exons. NCBI's taxonomy places the organism in Eukaryota, Metazoa, Chordata, Cladistia, Polypteriformes, Polypteridae. The record is from RefSeq and is a predicted model, not a curated record.